CGUUACUCCAAUUCUCGGAGAAAUUCUCUGAAUUGGAUGUAAUGGUGAGAAGAAUGAUAAUGGAGAGUUUUGAGUUAGAGAAAUACAUUGAUGGGCAUCUUAAUUCUACAUAUAAUACUCUUCGAAUGAUGGAGUAUACAAUACCUCCUCUUCUUGAUGCUGAUGACGAGGAGUCAAAGGUAGGUUUGCGUGCUCAUACCGAUAAGAACAUGAUCACGAUACUUCAUCAGCACGAAGUUGAUGGUCUCGAAGUGAAGACCAAGGACGAAAAAUGGAUCAAAGUGAAACCAUCUCAUGAUUAUUUCCUCGUUAUGGUUGGAGAUUCUCUAUGUGCAAUUUUGAAUGGUCGAGUGUUUUGUCCAUAUCACCGAGUCAUGAUGAUGGGAAAGAAGAAAAGGUAUUCGACUGCGUUGUUCUCAGUUCCAAAACCAGAAGUCAUCAUUGUUCACCAGAAGAGCUUGUCGACGAAGAACAUCCGCGUAUAUUCAAACCCUAUGAAUACAAAGAGUUUCUUCACUUCUUGACCACAGAAGCUGGACGUAGCGCUCAAUCAGCUCUUCAUGCUUUUGCUGCCCUCUGAAACACUUGAUUUAUCAGAAAUAAUCAAUAAUGUAUGAAUGCACAACUUCGUGUUUGUUAUGCGGGGUUAUGGUUACUAUUUUUUUUGGCUAUCCUUAAUAUGUCUUCACAUGCAUACUCAAGACAUAAGAAAUUUAAUAAC
Camelina sativa (false flax) is the source of this 721-nucleotide messenger RNA. NCBI's taxonomy places the organism in Eukaryota, Viridiplantae, Streptophyta, Magnoliopsida, Brassicales, Brassicaceae. The record is from RefSeq and is a predicted model, not a curated record.